This is a messenger RNA of Nelumbo nucifera (sacred lotus), 2106 nucleotides long. Its product is annotated as RING/FYVE/PHD-type zinc finger family protein. Gene Ontology annotation, molecular function: phosphatidylinositol binding; metal ion binding. The record is from RefSeq and is a predicted model, not a curated record. Lineage: Eukaryota; Viridiplantae; Streptophyta; Magnoliopsida; Proteales; Nelumbonaceae.
UACUUGUUUUGCUUCCAGCUACCCUUUCUGCGUAAUUGCGUAUUGAUUCUUUCGUUAUCUCUGCAAAACAUUUUGCUUUCACGUUUUCUUCCUUUAUGUCGUCCAUGUCGAUUCUUGUUGAAUGAAUCCUGUUGAUCAAAAGCUGUUAAGUUCAUCACCGAUGGAGCACGACAGGCUACACCCCCAAAUUCGAGGUGACGAAUUGGAUCUUCUGGACUCUAGGAUUUCUCGUUUUUCAAUCGGAGAACAGCAUGGUGGCACCCAAGAAUCCAUUUCUCAGUUGGUUCCUGAAGAGAUUGAAAAACACACUGGAGAUGGAGUUUCCAUUAUGCCUGCUGGCUCUCUCAAAAAUGAAAAGACUCAGUCUGAAGAGAGUGAAGCUGAUGCACCCAAAGAUACCAGUGAGGAGAAUCAUGGGCAGAGAAAUUUUGAUGCUAACCAUCAGAAACAACAUAGAUAUUUUUAUUAUGAUUCACCUCUUUCUGAAGAAACUGGAAUUUGGAUACCCGUUUCAGUUCCUCCAAUGUCAGAAAGUGAACACGAAGAAUGGAGUAGAGGUUUUGGAUCAAAUGGUGGCUACUUCCCUGAAGGAGACAUGGGUUGGAAUCAGUUUGUUGGAGAAGAUAAGGAACUGACAAUGUGGGAUGUGCUACUUGAGAUGUUACUUGCAGCCCGAGGAAAAGUAAAUGCUAUUGCUUCUGGUGAUGUUUAUGGAUACAAGAUUUCCUGGAUGUCCAGCCAUCUCCUGGAGCAAGCUUGGAAGGAGAUGGCUCAAACUUUGACAGAGGCAAAUUUUGGUAAUGCAAAAGAAAUUCUUGAAGCAGAACCCCCAAAAUGGUUGGCUGACAGUGCUGCUUCUGCCUGCAUGCUAUGUGGUGUACGGUUCCAUCCCAUCAUGUGUUCGAGGCAUCAUUGCCGGUUUUGUGGUGGAAUAUUUUGUAGUGAGUGCUCUCGAGGGAGGAGUUUGUUGCCAGCAAAGUUCCGUACAGCAGACCCACAACGGGUUUGUGAUGUUUGCUGUGUGCGGCUUGAGUCUGUGCAACCAUACUUGAUGGAUCAAGUAAGUCGUGCUGCACAAUUGCCAACCCAUGAUCUGACAGACCUCAGUACAUUAAGAUCCUGGGUAAACUUUCCAUGGGGUCAAUCUAUGGAAUAUGAGAUUUAUAAGGCCACAAACACACUUCGGAGUUAUGAUAAGGUGGGUUCCCUGAAACCUGAAAGGUCAAUUCCUGAUGCUAUUCUGAGACAAGCAAAAGGCCUUGCAAUACUUACUGUUGUGAAGGUUGGCAUGAUGGUUACAUAUAAUAUUGGAACAGGAGUUGUUGUUGCUCGUAGAGCAGAUGGCUCAUGGUCUCCACCUUCUGCCAUUUCUUCAUUUGGUGUUGGAUGGGGAGCUCAGGCUGGAGGGGAAUUGACUGACUUCAUCAUUGUCUUAAGGACAACUGAUGCUGUUAAGACUUUUAGUGGAAAUGUACAUUUCUCAGUUGGAGCAGGUUUGAGUGCAGCAUGUGGCAUUAUUGGACGGACAGCUGAAGCUGAUGUUCGCGCUGGCGAUGGUGGUUAUGCAGCUUGUUAUACAUAUAGUUGCAGCAAAGGCGCAUUUGUGGGUUGUUCGCUGAAUGGGAGUAUUGUCACCACACGCACACUGGAGAAUUCUCGAUUCUAUGGUAGCCCUUCCAUCAAUGCAUCAGAUAUUCUUCUUGGGUCUUUGCCUAGGCCCCCUGCAGCUGCCAUCCUGUACCAUGCGCUGUCUGAUCUAUUCCAGAAAUUUGAGGGGUAAUUCAUGAUUGGGUCAAGAACUAUUUUUAUUAGUUCAGUCCCACCUCAACAAACAUCAGCUGGCUUAAAAGACACACCAGCCCAUGAACCAGUUGUAAAUAUUAUGUGCAGUUUUUCAUUACCAAGAAAUCUCCAUAUCCAUUCAUUGUUUCCUGUAAAGGUAGGGGUUCUUAAAUGGUUGUAUAGCAUUAAAGAUACCUUCACAUGAAGGCAUUUCUUGGAGGGUAAAGAUAAAGACUACUGAGGUAGACUGCCUCAUGAACCUCUCUGGUUGUACAUAUAACAAUUUCUAUAUUUAUCACGAAAGAAGCAAGUUGUCAAGUGCCA